This is a messenger RNA of Penicillium arizonense, 1677 nucleotides long. Its product is annotated as fungal specific transcription factor domain-containing protein. Gene Ontology annotation, biological process: positive regulation of transcription by RNA polymerase II. Bases 1 to 1677 code for a protein of 558 amino acids. Gene Ontology annotation, molecular function: transcription cis-regulatory region binding; DNA-binding transcription factor activity. The transcript has 5 exons. The record is from RefSeq and is a predicted model, not a curated record. Lineage: Eukaryota; Fungi; Ascomycota; Eurotiomycetes; Eurotiales; Aspergillaceae. Gene Ontology annotation, cellular component: nucleus.
AUGCCCCUGUUUUCCGCCCCGCUCCACCGGAGCCUUGUCGACUUUUCCACCAUUUCGCUCAUGUCUGGCCUCACCUUCGACUCAGAUACGCAUGGUGGCUCCCAUGACUCCCAUGACUCCAGAUACACCAGAUACGGAUACACCGACCGAACGAAAACGAGUGCGCCGCUGGCACCACCGAGGCUUCACCGGCUGUUCAACAUGCCGCCGCCGUCACGGAAGGAUGACCUUCAAGGUCUAUGGGCCUACCUCAGAAUCCCCGCCAGAGCCAUCGGCCCCGAAACGACGGAAGAAGAUUACGAAUACCUCAAUACCCAGCCCGGAGUCUGGGUCGAGCGACACGUCUACAUCAUCUCACCCACCGUGACUGCACGGCGGACCAAGUUUCGCUUCCAGGAGCCCAUCACGUCGACCAGCAUCGCCACGUCUAUCCAGCGCGCCGACGAACGAUACUUUACACACUUCAUCGAUCAGGUCUCCACCCUCCUGAUCAUCUACGACAACCACAACACAGUCAAUCCAUACCGCGCAUAUUUCCCGGACUUUGCUCGGUCAUCGCCGACAAUGAUAAAUGCCAUGCAGGCAUUGGGCGCAUUACAUCUUGCGAAUACAGCAACAGGAACACAGCGGAACAAACAUUUUCAACAAGCGAUGGGAAAAUACGGGACAGUGGUGAAGGGAUUCCGUGCUCGAUACGUAGAUCCUUGCCAGCAGCUAGGUCUGACUGAUUUCGCCACGUGCUUGUUAUUAUGUCUAUUCGAGAUGAUGGACUCCCAGCACCAGAAUUGGGCUGUACAUCUCAAAGGCGCGCGCGAGAUCUACAAUCUACUUUUCUACCCACAUACCGGAGAUUCAAGACGCGAAGUCCAACGCGUCGCUGACACAAACCACCCACUCCGCUCAUUCCUCGUUUCUUUGCUCUCAUACCUCGACGUGGCUGGCGCGUGCGCAACCCCAGGUGGCACAGUGGUCGAAGGUAGUUAUUGGAAGACCAUGGGAGGAGGAUGGGAAUAUAACCUCGGUACCCCAAGCCUGUCUACCACAAUACCGGAUAAUCCACGUCUCGUUGAACUACGAGAAGCAUGGUCCAGCCUGAUGGAAAUCCAGGCGACAAUUAGCACAUUUGCACAAGAUAAGAAGACGUGGAUGACGAAUGACCAGUCUGACAUGAUGUACAAAGAUAUUUUCAACAAGCUUGUGAUGUGGCGGGCGGAGACACCCGUCUCUUUGCAGCUGGUGGGUGAUCUGGAUGAUGAGAGUAUUGCUGAAUAUCCGUAUCCCGAUGUUCUGGAGUAUGCUGGGUGUAUUGAAGCAUAUGAGAAGGCGACUUUCGUCUACCUGCACCAGAUUGCUGGGGCUGGCCGUGUUCGUUGGAUUACUGAUUACACCUAUUUGGAUAUGUUAGUUAGCCGCAUCGUCAUGUUGAUUUGCAGGCUAUCCAAGGGUGUUGGGCAGUUGGCUGUUUUGUGGCCGCUUUUCAUUGCUGGACAGGAGACUCGCAAUGAAGAUGAGCAGAAGUAUGUGCGCCAGACUAUGCAUGAGUUGAAGCGGUUUGGUUUCAAGAAUGUCGACAAAGGCCUCGAGGUCCUAGAAGACAUCUGGCUCAAGCGACGCUCCUUUCCAAAUGGGUGGAUCAAGACUUUGGAUGAAGUCCAGCCGAACAUUCUUCUUCCUUGA